Messenger RNA from Exaiptasia diaphana, 1174 nucleotides. Its product is annotated as ATP-dependent DNA helicase PIF1. The record is from RefSeq and is a predicted model, not a curated record. NCBI's taxonomy places the organism in Eukaryota, Metazoa, Cnidaria, Anthozoa, Actiniaria, Aiptasiidae. The transcript is spliced from 2 exons. Bases 86 to 1174 code for a protein of 362 amino acids.
AUUACCACCAAUUCGUAGAAGACUAGUUUUUGAAAAUUACAAAAAUGAUGCAUUUAAUCUUUGUCAUCCAUGGCACAUCUUUCAAAUGGUGGAGCUCACAGAAAUAAUGAGACAAAAAAAUGACCAACCAUUCAGUGCACUUUUGAAUAGAUUUAGAACGGCAAGUCAAACAGAUCAUGACAUUCAGUGUAUUCAAUCAAGAUCAAUUUGCCAAACAGAUGCUAAUUAUCCCUCAGAUGCUCUACAUAUAUGGGCAGAAAAUAAGCCAGUAGAUGAACACAACAGAAUGAAAUUAGAGCAAAUACCUAAACCAAUGUUUAUUGUGAGAGCAACUGAUGAAUAUCCUAAGAAUGUAAACAAACAAGAUAUUGACAGAGUAUUGUCGAGAGGAAGAUCUGAAACAGGUGGACUUGAUUAUGAAUUCCAUUUAAAAGAAACUGCAAGAGUAAUGCUUACAUCUAAUAUUGACAUUGCAGACAGGCUAAUUAAUGGUCAAAUUGGUACUGUAGUAAAAAUAGAUGCCAAUCCAAACACUCAAAAACCUUCAAUAAUAUACAUCAAGUUUGAUGAUAACAAAGCAGGAGAAAACAAGAUCAAUAAUGGUAAUAAUCAAUAUGCCAAACAACACAAAGUGGUACCUAUAGAACCAAUAUUGAUAAAGAUUAAAGUCAGACCUAAUAAACCAUCCUCACCUGAAAUACAAAGAACCCAAUUUCCAUUGACACUAGCAUGGGCUUGCACAGUACAUAAAACUCAAGGACUGACUUUAGACAGAGUUGUAAUUAGCUUUGAUUUAAACAGGCAAAAAAACUUUAACUAUGGACAGGUAUAUGUUGCAUUAAGUCGUGCAAAAACGUUGCAAGGUAUUCACAUACUUGGAAAAAUUGAACACAAGCAUGUCAAGGCAAAUGCAAAAGUACAUGAUGAGUAUGAACGAUUAAGAAAAGACUUCACAAAACUCAACAUAAGUGAUUCUACUCAACAGAAUAUAAGUGACCCAGCAAACACAUUGACGAUUACUCUACUUAACAUCAGGUCUCUUAACAAACAUAGUAUUGACGUAAAAUAUGAUUCUGCUGUAUUCAAUAGUGAUGUUUUAGCUUUUACAGAGACACAACUUUUUCCUAAUACCAAUGUCUCUAUAAACUAUGGUUUGUAUCAAGUGACAGUCUAA